This is a messenger RNA of Acanthochromis polyacanthus (spiny chromis), 939 nucleotides long. RefSeq names its product tumor necrosis factor receptor superfamily member 14-like. The annotation marks the transcript as partial. Lineage: Eukaryota; Metazoa; Chordata; Actinopteri; Pomacentridae. The transcript has 7 exons. Gene Ontology annotation, biological process: positive regulation of cytokine production involved in immune response; defense response to Gram-positive bacterium; positive regulation of peptidyl-tyrosine phosphorylation. Gene Ontology annotation, cellular component: membrane; external side of plasma membrane. The record is from RefSeq and is a predicted model, not a curated record. Gene Ontology annotation, molecular function: protein binding; transmembrane signaling receptor activity.
GAGUCACAUGACCAAAUCAAGCGUCGGCACAGUGGCUCGAUACGAUUGCUUCAUGAGCUACCGCGCAUGUGUUGAAGCCUCGGGUAUCAGAGGACCAUCACUAGCUGUCAUCAUAUUUUUAUUAUUUUAAAUCGAAUAUAAUGUUUACGAUAUACUCCAGUCCCCCACGACCCUAAUGAGGAUUAAGCGGUGUAGAUAAUGAAUGGAUAUCAUAUUUCCGAUGGUCCUUAAACUACUCACAGCGCCGUGACGGAAAUGUUUUGUCUCAUCGACGAUGUUUUCCUGCAGCUACAACUCAACAAAUCCCAAUUCUCACUGAGGUGGUAUCUUCAGAUCAAGAAAAACUACAACUUUCCUCCUGAAAAAAUGAUUUGGAGAAGAAAACUUUUGACACCUGCAACAUUUUUGAUCAUCAUGAUGAAAGUCUUCACUGGUCACACUCUAACAUGUCAUCCAGCAGCAUAUCAGAUAGGGAAUGAAUGCUGUCCAAUGUGUCCUGCAGGAAGUCGAGUUAAAACUGAUUGUACAGAGUUCAGAAUGACAUCAUGUCUGCCCUGCCUCAAAGGAACCUUUGUGGAUAAACCCACUGGGCAGAAGAAGUGUUUUGACUGCACCAACUGUGAUGAAGGUUUGGGUCUGAAGGUAAAGACAUCAUGUACAACAACAUCAAAUACAGUUUGUGAACCACUGGAGGGAUUCUACUGUAUUGAUCCAAGAGGGAACAACUGUGUAGCAGCACAGAAACACACAAUCUGUCAUCCAGGACAAUCCAUCAACCAAACAGGAACAGCCUUCACAGACACUGUGUGCUCUGACUGCAGCAAUGGAACAUUUUCAGAUGGAACAUUUACAUCUUGUCAGUCACAUACUCAAUGUGAAUCCAUAAACCUUAAGCUGAUAAAACCAGGAACUUCUUCUACUGAUGCUAAAUGUGGAGAA